Molecule: messenger RNA, 549 nt
Organism: Dovyalis caffra
Lineage: Eukaryota; Viridiplantae; Streptophyta; Magnoliopsida; Malpighiales; Salicaceae
Source: the annotation of a GenBank genome assembly
AUGGAUUGCGAGAAGAUUGAAAUCUAUCACGAGAAGCAAAAAUUGCAAUUUUGCCUCUUACACGCUCUCAACAAUCUCUUACAGCAUCAGGAAGCGUUUACUCGAGCGAGGUUGAAUGAAAUUGCUGAGAAGCUUGUUCUUGAUGAUCCUAGCAAGCAAACAUGGACACCAUUAUCUAUAGUCUUUAAGCCUCACCAUAAUUCAUUUACUGGAAAUUAUGACAUUAAUGUUUUAAUUGCCGCUCUUGAAGAGAAAGAUAAGACUGUUGUCUGGCAUGACCGGCGUAAUGCAGCUUCCACUAUUGAUCUUGAUGGGCCUGAUGAUAGUUUGUUUGGUAUUGUGCUCAAUGUUCCGGUUAGACGGUACGCUGGGCUUUGGAAGAGUAGGCAUUGGAUUGCAAUGAGAAAGAUUGGUGGGGUUUGGUAUAACUUGGAUAGUGAUCUUUCUAAGCCUGGGAUCUUUGAAGAUACUGAAGAGGUUAGGGGAUUUUUGGAUUUUGUUAUAAGUCAUGGUGGGGAGGUUUUGCUUGUCAUGAACAAGAAAGAGUGA